Rotaria socialis is the source of this 1134-nucleotide messenger RNA. Lineage: Eukaryota; Metazoa; Rotifera; Eurotatoria; Philodinida; Philodinidae. The record is from the annotation of a GenBank genome assembly.
AUGACAAACUUAAUUCUAUUUGAUCGAUUAUUUAAUGGUCGUAUAACACGUGUAGAAAUUUGGAAACAAAUUAUAUCGGAACAACAAUUACUGGUCAGCUACCGGGAUUGUCGAAAACAAAAUGGAGAUAUUUUUUCUUGGUCAAAAGUAUCAAAUGAAAUAACAAUUGAUACGUCGAAAUUGAAAAGUUCAUCGUUUUGUUCAGGCUGUUCGGAGCCAGCAUCCAUAUCAGGUGGACUUUAUCGUGUAUUCGAUUAUGAAGUUGGUUCAUCGGUUGAAUAUGAAUGUAACUAUGGUUAUGAAAUGAUUGGUGCUAGUCGAGCAUUUUGUAUGGUACCAUCAGAAUGGUAUCCAUUACCGCCGAUUUGUAAAUGUAAGAGCUAUACUGUUGAUUUUAAUGCAUUACGAAUAGAAUUUAUAUUAGAUAAUCCAUGUUCAUCGGAAUGUGAACUUUGUGAGAAAAAAACAGGUAUCUGUUUACGACAACAAGCUAAAUUAAAUCCUCUUGUUUGUGAUCCUCCGUGUGACGAGGAUGAAGUAUGUAUCGAUGGACAAUGUAGUUGGUCGAAUAUAGAUGACGAAAAAAAUGAUUAUCAAUGUAAUCCACCAUGUCCAUUUGGAACACAAUGUGUCAAUCGACAAUGUGAAUCUUCUUUAACACCAUAUUGCCCAGUAAUCUGUCGGCCUGGACAAGUAUGUGUCGAUGGCCGAUGUGGCUGUUUUAAAGGUUUAUGUGAAGACAAUCGUCCGUGUUAUGAAAUUUGUGAUGUGGGAGAACGUUGUUAUAAUCUAUCAUGUAGCUGUGGCUCUGAAGGAAAAUGUGGUAAAGGCGAACUUUGUCAAUUAGAUAUAUGUAUGUGUGGUAGAAAACGCGGGGGUUGUCGUCCACAUGAAGAUUGUAUCAAUGGCAUGUGUGUUUGUAAAACAAGUUCAUGUGAUCAAUGUAAUAAUUCAUGUAAAUCAAAUGAAAUAUGUUUAGAUGGAACAUGUGUAUGUACAAAUCAAUGUCAAAAUGCAUUUUGCCCACUUCCAUGUUUAAACGGAGGACGAUGUACAGGCUUUUAUCAGUGCACUUGCCGUCGAGGUUGGCAAGGUCUUCGAUGUGAACGACGUGACAUUAAUCUUGAGAACUGA